Penicilliopsis zonata CBS 506.65 is the source of this 1249-nucleotide messenger RNA. RefSeq lists its product as hypothetical. NCBI's taxonomy places the organism in Eukaryota, Fungi, Ascomycota, Eurotiomycetes, Eurotiales, Aspergillaceae. The transcript has 2 exons. The record is from RefSeq and is a predicted model, not a curated record. The coding region runs from base 218 to 1117 and encodes 299 amino acids.
UUAGUCUGGCGCUUUGAAGAGGAGAAUAUCUAUUGGGGAGAGAGGGAUAGAAUCAUUUAGAUUAUAGAGAUGCACACAGAACGGAAUCUACAAUGCCGCAGGGAAAGCACAGAGAAUAUGACUCGCCUAGAGACGGCGUUUUAAGCUGCCGAUUUCCUCCUCCUCUGCCUGUCUGGAUUCCGGAUCUCCUCUGUCUGUCGAUGCACCACCCACCACCAUGUCCGCGACGAGAACCACGCCCACAACGAUGAGCACGACCACGAGCGCGAGCGCGACUGCGGAUACGACGCUGGUCAAGGUCCUGGAUGUCGUCGAGCAGAUCGUAUUAGACCCGAGCGCUAUCUACGGCAGCGUGGUCGCUGUCGACACCGCCAACGACCUGACGACCAUCGCAAUCGGCGGAAAUAACCCGGUCUACAACGGCACGUUGACCAUCACGCAGGGCCCCUCAACCAUCGCAUUCAAUCACCUGGACAGCAUCGUCGACGAUGACUUGACGGAAUGGUACUCCUUAUCGCAAACCUGCGAGAUCACCUCCUCCGCCCUCAGCGCCAUCUGUCUCUACUCGGAGUGGCCGGUCUCCGACCAAGGCUCCUACACUGGCAUUUCACCCACCGCGCCCGCGACGGUUCCCAUCAAUACAGCCUAUCUCUUUUCCCUCAGCGCGAAUGAGUUUGCCUAUGAUAUCUUGACACUCACUGCCGGUCUCUCCAAACUUCCUGCCUCGGCGUCCGCAACCGCUACGUCAACCGCCACAGCAACAGCUACAGCUACAGCAGCCGCUACAACAACUAGCUCUACCACCUCCUCUUCAUCCUCGUCAUCCAAAGCAUGGAUUGCCGGUCCUGUCAUUGGUAGUGUGUGUGGUGUCGCCCUACUGGCCCUCGGAGCAUGGUGGUAUCUUCGUCGGCGGAACCGAAAAACACCAGCAGAAGCCCCUGGGACACAAGGGUACCAGCAGCAGCAGCAGCAGCAGCAGAUGGAACAGGCACCACCCUACUACGAUCCAUAUUACCGAUCCAAGCAGAUGUCGGAGCUCUUGUCGCCAAACUCGACGAAACAUGAGAUGCCGCCGGUUGAACUGCCUCCUACUGUUCCAGCGCGGGAGUUGCCGUGAUUAUUCUGGUUGAGACAUACUUCAUACCCAUUCAUGUCAAGCUGGAAGACUUUUAAUGUACCUAAUAGUGAUAUCUUUCUUUAUGAACUGUUAUUUUGGAAUCAUAGUCCGUACCUUGGGAGCGGAGAUUUG